AUUCCUUGUUAUCUAAGAAACCAUAUGAUUGCGACGUUACCUCGUACUAACUCAAAAUGGCAUUGAUCGGAGGAGAAGGUUUCUCAGUUACGUUUUGGACGCUGUGUGAUUCUGUUAAGCAGGUGAAGGAUGCACUCAUGAUCAAAUCCCAGCUGGGGGAUAUCAAGUCCACUUUGGAUUCUUUGGAGCCACUGAUCAAAGAGAUGGCAGAUUGUGGGAAGGAAUUGGGUGAUCAAGGGGAGGAACUCGAGAGUCUUAGAGUGAAAAUGGAAGAGGGAGUUGAGAUUAUUCGCAAGUGCUCGAAAGUGAGUAGGUUCAAGAAGUAUAAGUAUGGCAACAGACUUGUUGAAUUGAGCAAGGCACUUCAGAGGCUGUUGGGGAUACUGAAAGUGCAGGGCAUAAGGGAUGUGAAGAAGGCUUUGGUUUCGGUGAGGAACGUUGGGAAUGUGGUGCAGAGGAUUGAAGAGAAUCGUGUGAUACAGAACAAUCAGUCUGCGAAAAUUCAAGGGUGGUGUGCUGUAACUGAGCCUCCUACGAUUACUGUUGGAUUGGAUGUGCCUCUCAGAGAAUUGAAGAUGAAGCUCUUUACUGACGGAGUUUCAAUGGUGAUACUUACUGCUCCUGGAGGAUGUGGCAAAACUACCCUGGCUGCAAAGUUGUGCCAAGAUGCAGAAAUCAAAGAUACAUUCAAGAGCAAUGUCUUCUUUGUUACUGUUUCAAAUAAGCCCAACUUAGUCCUCAUUGUACAAGAGCUACAUCAUCGAACGGGUGCCGUAGUCCCUGACAUUCAAAGUGAAGUAACAGCAGUCAGCUGGCUGCAGCAAUUUUUGAAGCAAACAGGACAAAGUCCUAUGUUGUUAGUCCUGGAUGAUGUCUGGACUGGAUCAGAAUUCAUUCUUGAGAAGUUUGAUGACCUAAAAAUGACAGAUUACAAGAUAUUGGUAACAUCAAGGUUUGCUUUUCCAAGAUUUGGUUCACCAUAUCAUUUAGAAUGUUUGAGCAAUGCAGAUGCAAUGGCACUUUUCCACCAUGCAGCAUCUUUAGGAGACAGGAGCUCCUAUAUAUCAGCAGAUCUUUCGCAAAAGAUAGUAGAACGUUGUAUGGGAUUUCCACUUGCAAUUACAGUUCUUGGACGAUCACUCUGUGGGCAGCCAACAGAGAUUUGGGAAAAAAGAGUACUGGAAUGGUCUAAAGGUUCUUCCGUUCUUGAAACUGAACAUGAUUUGCUUAAUUGCCUCCAAAGUAGCUUAGAUGAUUUGAAUGAAGAGAAGCCUCUCAUUGGAAAAUGCUUCAUAGACCUUGGUUUAUUUCCCGAAGAUAAUAGAAUCCCUGCUGCUGUCCUCAUUGAUAUGUGGGCAGAGUUAUAUGACAUACAUGAAGAUAUUUCGUCUGUUAUAAACCUCUAUGAACUUGCCAAUAGGAGUUUGGUUAAUCUGGUACUCACAAGGAAGGACAGCAAGGAUAGCGAUGGCUAUUACAGUGAACACUUCGUUACACAACAUGACAUGCUGAGGGAGCUGGCUAUCCAACAGAUGAGUCAGGAAUCACUACAACAGAGAAUGAGACUGUCAAUCGACAUAUGCGGAGACAACCUUCCUAUGUGGUGGAAAGAACAAAACUAUCAAUCCUUCAUUGCACGCCUUGUAUUAAUCUCGACAGACGAAGAGUUCUCAUCCACAUGGAAAAACUUGGAACUACCAGAAGCAGAGGUUUUGAUUUUGAAUUUUCAUACCAAAUAUUAUGCCUUACCUGAGUUCAUGAAGAAAAUGGAUAAACUGAAGACUCUUGUACUCACAAGUUACAGUACCAGUCCUACUGAGUUGAAUAACGCUCAACUCGUUGAUUCGGUACCAAGUAUAAAGAGAAUCAGAUUGGAGCGAAUUUCAAUUCCUUCAAUUAGCAGGUAUCCUAUACAGUUGAAAAGUUUGAAAAAGAUUUCUCUAUUCAUGUGUAGCAUUGGCCAAGGUUUUGGUAACGGUUCCAUGCAUAUAUCAGAGGCGUUCCCGAAUCUUGUUGAAAUGAAUAUUGAUUACUGCAAUGAUCUGGUGGAGUUGCCUCACCAACUAUGUGACCUUAUUCAACUCAAGAAACUCAGUGUCACCAAUUCUCAUAAGCUCUCUGCCUUACCCGAAGACAUUGGAAAUCUUGUAAAUUUAGAGCUGCUGAGGCUUAGGUGCUGUACAGACUUAUCAGAGUUACCCAGCUCCAUAAGGAAUCUCAAGAAGCUGAACUUGUUUGACAUAUCGGAUUGCGUUAGCAUCAAGGAAUUGCCUGAAGACAUUGGAGAACUUUGCAAUUUAGAAAGGCUCAACAUGCAACAGUGCUCGAGAUUAAAUGAGUUGCCAUCUUCAGUCUUGGAUCUCGCACGCUUGAAGGAAGUGACAUGCGAUGAAGAGACAGAAAUCUUAUGGGAACCCUUCUUACCGUAUCUCACAAACAUGCAUGUAAAGGUUGUGAAAGAAGAAAUCAACCUGAAUUGGCUCCACAUGUCUCAUUUCUGAGAGCUUUCUUUAUUCAAAAUUAUAAAUGCUGCAGCACUGCUGGUAUGAUUCGUCUCAAAGGAACCUUAAUAAUCUGAACCCUCUGGACAUAUCCGAUGAUUAAUUGCCCGGGAAAUUUGAAAGGAAGCUCAAUAUCAGACAGUAUAGCUAUUGUGGAUGUUGAACAGUUAAAUAUGUGGUUGAUAAUGAGAGGAAUGUUUAUGGGAACCUUUUCUCAGCUGGUAAAAGAAAUCAAAGUUCAUGAAUUGGCUUCUUAAGGUUCAUUCUUGAGGAUAGUCUUUUCCUCGUACGCUUGAACAUAUUGGUUGUUUGUUGUAUUUCUUUUGUUCGUUUGUUUUCCUUUUUUUUU
Argentina anserina (silverweed cinquefoil) is the source of this 2850-nucleotide messenger RNA. RefSeq names its product probable disease resistance protein At5g66900. The coding region runs from base 57 to 2501 and encodes 814 amino acids. Lineage: Eukaryota; Viridiplantae; Streptophyta; Magnoliopsida; Rosales; Rosaceae. The record is from RefSeq and is a predicted model, not a curated record. The transcript has 6 exons. Gene Ontology annotation, biological process: defense response to fungus. Gene Ontology annotation, molecular function: ADP binding.